AUCCACUCCUCUCUCUCUUCCUAAGAGUCAAGUUUUUGAGUCCUCCCUCACAAAAAGGCUCUCACUUUUUGUAAACAGCCCACUUUUUUGUUGCCUUUUUCUCCCUUUUGCAGGGGAGAUCGAAGAGAGAGAGAGAGAGGGAGGGAGAAUGUGUAAUAACAAGAAUAGUCCUCCGACUAUUCCUGAUCUUGAAGGCAGCUCCAUGAUCAGCAAAGAAUCAACUACUGUGGUGUCACUCAAACCGGCUCGGAAGAUCAGGACCAAGACGAGGAAACCCAAGUUUCUCAGUCUACGGCUGGAGCUCUCCUCUGAUAACUCACAAGAAUCCGGCGAAACCAUGACUCGCAACCACCAUCAUCAGCUCAACUUGUUCCCGCUGCACCCUGAAAACUUGGUGGAAGACAAGGACAUGCACGACGAGAACAUGGCUUACUUCUUUGCAGCCUCAGACGGUGGCGCCACCCUCAACGGCCUCCUGGGCGGAGACACCGGCGCCGCAGUUCCAUCAGGGGACUCCCUAUCGCCAUCUCUAACAUACGCGUAUGGUGGGCAGGACAGCGAAGAGGGUGCAAGUACGUUGGUACGGGCGGCGCUGAGGAACAGAGAGAGAGACGCCAGUGAGGAGAAGUGGGUGUCCUACUCAGAAGUGGUGGAGAAGAAGGAAGAAGAAGUGACCAGCUGCGCCGCUGACCUAUGGUAUAAAAAUCAUACACAACGACUGUCAUUGAAGCUUGAUUAUCAGGAGAUCUUAAACGCUUGGUCCGGCAAAGGCCCACUCUUCAUUGAAGGAGAGUCUCCACAGACUGUACCAGACCUUGCUCAUGACGCCGCCAAUGCGAUGGGGGGUGGUUGGAGUGGGGUGUGGAGGGUUCCAGAAAUGGGAGGAAGUCGAAGCAGCGUGAAAAUGGAGGAAGUUGGGGGAGGAGAGGGGUCCAAAAAGGGGCAAAGGCAAGCCAGUGUGUUGAGAUACAAGGAGAAGAGGCAAAGCAGGCUCUUCUCUAAGCGGAUUCGAUAUGAGGUUCGAAAGCUCAAUGCUGAGAAGCGCCCUCGUAUGAAGGGUAGAUUUGUGAAGAGAAGUUGAAGGGUAUUGAACUUAAUUUUUGGGGGACAUAUGAUGUAGCUUAUAAAGAGUGUGGCCCUUUUAGAGUGUAUUGUUAUGAAUGUUAAUUACAUAGCUGAGGCACUGAUAAAAUGCUAAGGAAUGCCAUAACUGAAAAAAAAAAAAAUAAAAAAAUACAGUGAAAUUGGGGAAGGACUGAACUUGCAAAACAUUAAUACUUCACUGUUACAUAUGGUUAUUGUUUUCUUUGUUUUUCUUUUUUAGGGGUUUGUUUGUUUGAUUGUUUUCUUUUUUUUAGUGUGAUGUAUUUAAGGAGUGAAUGCAGAAUUAAUGCAAGGUAAUAGCAAGGAUAAUCUAAGUUGACCUGUCAUGGUUGAUCAAUUUCCUUAAAA
This is a messenger RNA of Vitis riparia (riverbank grape), 1452 nucleotides long. RefSeq lists its product as uncharacterized. Gene Ontology annotation, cellular component: nucleus. Gene Ontology annotation, biological process: regulation of DNA-templated transcription. Gene Ontology annotation, molecular function: protein binding. Lineage: Eukaryota; Viridiplantae; Streptophyta; Magnoliopsida; Vitales; Vitaceae. The coding region runs from base 149 to 1081 and encodes 310 amino acids. The record is from RefSeq and is a predicted model, not a curated record. The transcript has 3 exons.